Messenger RNA from Ichthyophthirius multifiliis, 2261 nucleotides. RefSeq lists its product as hypothetical. Gene Ontology annotation, biological process: calcium ion import across plasma membrane. The record is from RefSeq and is a predicted model, not a curated record. The transcript is spliced from 6 exons. NCBI's taxonomy places the organism in Eukaryota, Ciliophora, Oligohymenophorea, Hymenostomatida. Gene Ontology annotation, cellular component: voltage-gated calcium channel complex; membrane. Gene Ontology annotation, molecular function: high voltage-gated calcium channel activity. The annotation marks the transcript as partial.
AUGGUCAGGAUCAGAUAUAUCGAAGACAUAUAUAAAUAAUUAAUAGAAAACUAAUAAAAUUCUAAGAAUUCUAUGUACUUAUUCUUAAGAUAUUAAUAUUUAUAUAAAUGGAAUAUUAGGAUUACCGAAAUGUCUUGUAAAAUAAUUGCAUUUGGUUUGCAAGGAUAUGUUCGAGAUCGAAUGAACAUUUUCGAUGGAACUAUAGUUUGUCUUUCAGUAUUAGAAAUGGUACUUUUUAGCGGUGGAAAUAAAGCUGUUUCAGCUUUUAGAGCUGCUAUUGAAUCUAUGGACAAUUUCGAUAUAUAGGAAGAAAAUAAUAAUACUAUGUUGAUGUUUAAGAAUAUAGACUUCGUGGAUACUUAUUUAGAUCCAGAAUCGGAAGCUUAAAAAAUUUCGAGUUAAAUGGAUAUUGGAUUUAAUUUAUUUUUUAGUAUAGAAAGUACACUAAAAAUUAUCGCAUAUGGAUUUUUUAUGGAUCAUAAUUCUUAUUUAACUGAAGCUUGGUCUUAAUUAGAUUUCUUUAUAGUAUUUACUAGUCUUAUAGAUAUGAGUUUUGAUUCUGUUAAUAUUCCAGCUAUUAAAAUUUUAAGACUCUUAAGAACUUUAAGGCCAUUAAGAUUUGUAAGCCAUAAUAUUAAUAUGAAAGUCGUAGUUAUAGCUUUAGUAGAGUCUGUUGGAGCAAUUUUUAAUGUUUUGAUUGUAGUAGUUUUAAUUUGGUUUAUGUUUGCUAUAUUAGGAAUUUCUUUAAUUGGAUAAAGAUUAGGAUAUUGCUAAAUGGAUAAUUAAUAAAGUUAUUAUGGGAUUAAUUAUGAAAAAGUAAACAUUUAUAUAUAUAUCAAAUAUAUAAUUAUAUAUUUUAUUUAAUUAAAGUGUAUAUAAAUGGGUAAUAAUUGGAGUGUUUUCUAGACUAAUUUUGACAAUAUACUGUAUGCAAUGAAUACAAUUUUCAUAUUAAGUUCAUUAGAAGGAUGGCCUGAUAUAUUUUUUUUAUGUGUAGACUCUGAUAUGAAAGAAUAUGGGCCUAGUAAAGAUAAUUAUAGUAUAAUUUUCAUAUAUUUUUUCGUAUUUAUACUUGUUGGGUCUUUUUUUUUAAUAAAUCUGUUUGUUGGUGUAAUAUUUUUGAAAUUUAAUGAAGCCUAAAAAAACGAAAAAAGAUAAAGUCUUCUUUUUUUAACUGAAUAAUAGUCUAGAUGGAUUGAAUUUCAAAUAAUGAUAAUUGGCGUAAAAGCCGAAUUUGCAGCAAAUAAUACUCCUGUGAAUAAAUAUUAGCUUUUUUUUUAUAAAAUUAUUAAUUUUAAAUUUUUUGAUGCUUUUAUUAUGUUAUGUAUAGUCUUAAAUAUUAUUUCUAUGGCAGUAGAUUAUGAAGGCUCUACUUUGGAAUAUAAUUAAGCUUUGGAGUAAAUUAAUUUAGUUUUUACAAGUAUAUUUAUGAUAGAGCUUGUUUUUAAGUUAAUUGCGUUAGGGUUUAAGGGUUAUUGGAUUUCUUCUUGGAAUAGGUUUGACCUUUUUAUAGUCUUAUCCUCUAUAUUGGACCUUAUUUUAAACUCUAUGGGAAAUAGUAUGUCCUUUUUAAGAGUAGGACCGUAAUUAGCGAGGAUUAUGAGGGUCAUGAGAGUGUCGAGAUUGCUUAAAUUAGUAAAAACUAUGUAAGGUCUACAAAAAUUGAUAGAAACUUUAGUAUUUUCGCUUCCUUCUUUAAUUAAUGUUGGGGCUUUGUUAGGUUUGGUGUUUUUUAUUUAUGCAGUUUUAGGUGUUUUUAUUUUUUAGUAGGUAACUGUGGGUAUAAUUAUUAAUAGAUACAAUAAUUUUUCGAAUUUUAGUUAUGCAAUGAUAACACUUUUUAGAGCUCGUACAGGUGAAGAUUGGUAUAAAAUUAUGCUUGAUUUAUCUAAGACUACAGAUUGUACAGAAGGAAAAGAUUGCGGAACAUAUUUUUCGUUUAUUUAUUUUAUAAGCUUUAUCUUAAUUGCUUGUUUUAUUAUGCUUAAUUUAUUUAUUUUAAUCAUUAUUUAAUAUUUUGAAGAUUAUCAUAUGAAAGAUGAUAAUCCUUUGUAAGCUUUUAAUGAAUAUUUAGAUACUUUUAGAUCUGUAUGGUCUAAAUAUACUGCUUAUUCAAACGGAGAGAAGAUAAAAAUGAAAAAUUUAAUAAAGUUUUUAUGUGAAUUACCUAUUCCUUUAGGUUAUUAUGAUAAAAGUGAUGAUUAAUAAUUAAUAGAUAAGCAUUAAGUAGCUAAAGAUAUAAUGAAUAUGAAACUUCCUGA